AUGCUCCUCAAUCCCAGAUUCUUCCUAGGACUCAUAUCGUUAGCGACCGCGGCGUUUUCAACGACUACCCGUGAGCGCGAUAUCGUCACCCAUCGACCCACGCGACCUCCUUCAUAUCCCUUGGCUGUUAGGAGUCCGUACCUCUCAACAUGGAUGCCCAGCGACCAAGUACAAACACUGCCAUAUGCAGAGCCCCAGUUCUGGGCUGGUCAGAGCCUGACCUGGUCCAUUAUGGCGCGAGUCGACGGCCAGUCUUAUAGUCUGAUGAGCAUCACGAAUCCCAGCGAUAAGAUCCGUCCUGCUAUUGUGCGAACCGCUGAGUAUACUGCGACUCAUUCUGUAUUUACGCUUUCUGCUGGUCCGGUUAUAUUUACUUUGGACUUCUUCUCUCCGAUAUCCCCGUCUAAUUAUUUGAGGCAGUCGCUUCCAUUCAGUUAUCUGACUGCGAGUGUCUCUGAAGCCAAUUCAAAUGAUAUCCAGAUAUAUACAAGUUUCGAUGGCAGAUGGGCUGGGAGAGAGCAGGCCACCGCUCGCAAUUUCCAUCAGGACGGGUCCACCUUGGCAUAUGCCCUCAAGGUGAAGGAUGCAGUUCCCUAUACAGAACAAAGCGACAUGGCUACGUGGGGUGAAGCUAUCCUUUCAUCGCAGCGUACUUCUCAAUCGAAGCUUUCCUUUUCCUCGGGGAAGCGCGGAGAGGUGCGCUCCCAGUUCGUUAACCACGGCAAGUUGUCUGGUAAGGACGACACCUGGGUCCCUGGCGGAAUCGUUGCGUUUGCUCAUGAUGUUGGAGCUGUUAGCGGGAAUCAUUCCGUAAACUUCGCAGUUGGAUAUGUGAGGGAAAAGGCCAUCAAUUACCUAGGGAAGCCGUACACAGGUUACUACAGGGCCGAAUACCCGAAUACUUACAAGGCGCUAUCGCAUUUCUUCGAAGAUUACCCUGCUGCGGCUCUUGAAUCCGAUAUCGUCGAUUCUGUGAUGGAGAUACAGGCAAAGAAUGCUGGUGGUGCUAAAUAUGCGGAUAUUGUCACCCUCUCGGCUCGCCAGGCCUGGGGAGGGCUUGAUUUAACUAUCCCCAACGACUCACUGGACGCAGACGACGUGCUGGCAUUCGUCAAGGAGCUCUCCAGCAACGGCAAUCUCAAUACGGUAGACGUCAUCAUGCCUGCAUUUCCCAUCUACUACGCUAUGGAUCCAGACUAUAUCCGCCUUUUGCUGGAACCAAUGAUGCGCUACCUUGCUGCUGGCCGUUGGCAGCAGCCGUACGUGAUCCAUGAUAUGGGCUCGCAUUACCCCAAUGCCAUUGGUCAUGAUGACCAGAAGGCAGAACCGAUGCCUAUUGAGGAGUGUGGAAAUCUAAUGGUUCUCGUUCUGGCCUACGUAAGAGCAACUGGUGACAUGGCCUGGGCGGACCGGUACAUCCACCUCUUGCGAAAGUAUGCAGACUACUUGGUUGAAAACAGCAUCAACAUUGAUUUGCAGCUGUCCUCCAACGAUGCUGCAGGCCCUCUCGCCAAUGAGACCAACCUCGCGAUAAAGGCGGCAGUUGGGCUCAAGGCAUUUGGAGAGCUAAGCGGGCUCACCGAGUAUUCGCGGAUCGGUGAAGAGCGCGCCGAGCUCUUCUUCACCCAGGGCCUUGGAACCGACGAGGAAAAAUCCCAUUUUGCCCUGCAAUACCCUGACGAGCCUGCGUCAUGGAAGAUUCCGUACAAUCUAUUCCCGGACGUGCUGUUCGAUCUCGAAACGUUCCCCAAAGAAGCCUAUCAGAUGGGAGACACCUUCUUCAAGGGAGUCCGUGCCGAGUACGGUGUCGCAUUGGAUAACCGGCAGGACUGGGCCAAAUCUGACUGGAACAUGUGGCUGGCGGCCACGUUCGACGACAAGGCCACUCGCCGUGAGUUCAUCCACGAUCUCUGGGCAUACAUGUCCAACGGCAAACACAACUGGCCAUUCUCCGAUCGCUAUGUCUCUACAUCGGCUCAGGGUAAUGAUCCCGGGCGUCCAGUUCUGUGUCGCGCGCGACCGACAGUUGGUGGCCACUUUGCCCUGGUUGCGCUCCAGGGGCCCAGGUGCCUGCAAGCUGCGGUGGCGCGAGAGCUCGAGGAUGCGCAGAAAGAGGCAUCCGAGAUACCUCGUCCCCCUCACAGCUUCGCCGGACCACAAGGCUACUCGCUCCCUAACGGUGCCUCAGGCCCAGUCCCUGGCGCCGCCCCUCUACUACCCAACAACGGACGAGUUAUCCAAAAUGGGCCUGUGAGAGUGCUGUGUAUUGCAGAUGUGCGAGGAAAUCUGAAGUCUCUUAACGAGUUGGCCAGACAAGCCCGUGCAGACCACAUUAUCCAUACCGGUGACUUUGGUUUUUACGAUGAUAGUUCGCUGGAGCGGAUUGCGGACAAAACCCUUAAACAUGUCGCUCAAUACUCUCCCCUGCUACCGGAAGGCGUGAAGCGCGCAAUUGCUCAGACCCCUCCCCAGCAGUCGAUCAAGUCGAGGUUCACACCAGAUCAACUACCCCUUUCAGAGCUCUCCAUGCUGCUGGAUAAGCGGCUCACACUCGAUGUUCCUGUAUACACUGUUUGGGGUGCGUGUGAGGAUGUCAGAGUGCUAGAGAAGUUCCGCUCGGGUGAAUACAAGGUUGACAAGCUGCACAUCAUUGACGAGGCCAACUCUCGGUUGCUGGACAUUGGUGGCGUCAAGCUGCGCCUGCUGGGUUUGGGAGGCGCGGUUGUGAUGCACAAGCUUUUCGACAACGGUGAAGGGAAGACAACUAUUGCGGGUGGCCAAGGAACCAUGUGGACGACUCUGCUACAGAUGGGUGAAUUGAUCGACACCGCCAACCGUGUUUACGACCCGUCGGAAACCCGUAUCUUUGUUACGCACGCUUCACCCGCCCGCGAGGGUAUGUUGAACCAGCUUUCCGUGACUCUCAAGGCCGAUUUCUCAGUUUCCGCCGGUCUUCAUUUCCGCUACGGUUCGUCUUACAACGAGUUCUCUGUGAACCCCUCGCUCGACCACUAUCGGGGCAAGCUGGCCGCGUCCAAGGCUUCUUUCAAUGAUGUGUGGGAGACCGUGCGGGGCGAGGUCGAGUCCGCUAUUCACCAGAACGACGCUCAGAAAACACUGCUGGAAAACGCCCUUGGUGUGGUUGAGAAGAUGCCUUCUGUGGCCAAUGGCGGGAACCCCUUCGGUGGCCCGGUCAACCCUGGCAGUGCUAGCGGCCAGGUAGACGAGAGUGCGUUCAAGAACAUGUGGAACUUCAACUUGGCGGAUGCUGCCUUCGGGUUUUUGGUCCUUGAGAUCGAGUCUGGACGUAUCGGCACGGAAAUGCGCGCUCAGGGAUUCAACUUUGCUCACCGUACCGGCAAGCCCCUACCCUCUGGUGCUCCCCAGCCUGCUCCCCAAACAGGUGCUCCAGUUAGCGUACCCUCGCCCGUCAAUUCCACUCGUCCAAAUGUUGCCACACCUCAGUUUGGUCAGACUCAGCCCAUUCCCACUCGUGCCGCACCCCCUGCACAGGGUAAGGGACCUGCCGCUGCAGCUCGCACCUCUCCUGCUCCGGUCCUUCCCAAGUCCGUAACCCCACAGCCCUCUACUACAGCUGAAUCUGCUGAGAGCUCGGUUACUCUCGAGGCCAAUGGCUCGGCACACCCUGAAAAGCAAGGGGAAUCUCCAGCCCCCAAGACGGAGCGGAAGCAGAGCAACGCUCUAUUCAUCUCGAAUGUGGAGAAUGAGCAAGCUGCGCGGGAGCUAUUCGGCGAAGAGGACAAGGCAAAGCUACUAAAGGUAGAGAAAUGGGGCAAGUACAACCACGUUGCCACAUUUGGAACCGUGGAGGAUGCCAAGGCUGCUCUUGAUCACCUCCCCAUUGAGAACAAGAAGUCCACUCCUCCCGGCCAACCACGAAAGCCCAACGUCAAGUUCUUCGAAGACCGUGGCAGUCACCGCGGGAAUGCCGGCACAUGGCAAAGCAGCAACCGAGGCGGUAGCAACGCAUCACAACGCGGAGGAUACCAGAGUGGAGGAGCGAGCGAUAGCGAGACCGGACGCGGACGAGGCUUGGGUGGGCGAGGCGGCGGCCGUGGACGCGGUGACCGUGGACGCGGCGGCCGAGGUGGUCGCGGAGGAUUCAACAAGUCAGGCCCAACGGAUUCAUCUGCUCCAUCAACGUCGACACCGACUGGUGAUAAGCCAGCUGCGUCUGGUGACGCCUAA
Molecule: messenger RNA, 4209 nt
Organism: Aspergillus versicolor CBS 583.65
Lineage: Eukaryota; Fungi; Ascomycota; Eurotiomycetes; Eurotiales; Aspergillaceae
Exons: 5
Coding region: 1-4209 (1402 amino acids)
Biological process (GO): carbohydrate metabolic process
Source: RefSeq, a predicted model, not a curated record